This is a messenger RNA of Notolabrus celidotus (New Zealand spotty), 3681 nucleotides long. RefSeq lists its product as uncharacterized. Bases 1 to 3681 code for a protein of 1226 amino acids. Gene Ontology annotation, molecular function: protein binding; GTP binding. Lineage: Eukaryota; Metazoa; Chordata; Actinopteri; Labriformes; Labridae. The transcript has a single exon. The record is from RefSeq and is a predicted model, not a curated record.
AUGACAUUGUGGGACUGUGAAGACCUUGAAAAAUAUACAAGACAAAGACCAAACCCUAACAGUGAAUUUAAGAUAGUUGCCUCUGAAUCAUUUGAAGAUAAAUCUUCAGCAUUGGAUGUGAAAGCAUCACUGAAGGCAAGCUUCUUAGGCGGACUCAUUGAGGUUGAUGGAUCAGCGAAAUACCUGAAUGAUAGCAAGACUUCCAAAAACCAAGCCAGAGUAACACUGAAGUACAAAACUACCUCAAAGGUCCAGGAAUUGUCAAUGGAUCAUCUUGGAGCAGGAAAUGUGAAGCAUCAGAAUGUUUUUGAGAAAGGAUUGGCGACACAUGUAGUCACAGGUAUUCUUUAUGGGGCACAAGCCUUCUUUGUCUUUGACCGUGAGGUUUCUCAAGAAGAAGAUCAUCAAGACAUUGAGGGAAACUUGAAGGUGAUGAUCGAGAAGAUUCCUCGUCUUGCUAUAGAUGGUAAGGGUGAACUGAAAAUGGAAGAUGAAGACAAAGCAAAUGUAGACAAGUUCUCCUGCAGUUUUUUUGGAGACUUCUCUCUCAAGAAAAUGCCGACAUCCUUUCAGGAAGCAAUCCAAGUCUAUAAAAGUCUGCCGGAGCUGCUGGGAGCAAACGGAGAAAACGCAGUACCAGUGAAGGUGUGGCUGCUGCCGCUGACAGCUUUAGAUUCUUCUGCUGCUAAACUCGUACGUCAGAUAAGUUUAGGAUUAGUCAAAGAAUCUCAGAGGGUCCUGGAGGACUUCAGUGAGCUGGAAAUGAGGUGCAACGAUGCUUUAAGAACCACCACAGUACAGCAGUUCCCACAGAUCGGAAAAAAGGUUAAAGCUUUUAAAGAAAUGUGCUCUCAGUUCAAACUUGAGUUCCAGCAAGCACUGGCAAAGACUCUUCCAUCAAUCCGAGGAGGAGGAGAAGAGGAGGAUGUACUCACAGAGAUCCUGAAGAAGAUACACUCUUCACCUUUCAACAGCAAGAGCCUGAAUGAGUGGAUGGAUUGUAAAGAGAGAGAAAUCCACACAAUAAUGUCUUUGACUGACACAAUGAAAAACACCAUGACUGUACCAUCUCAAAAUCACCUGUACAAAGAAAGUCUGAAAGCAGAACAUGCUGUGUGUUUUGUCUUCACCUCACUGGAGAGUGAUGAGCCGUACCUCUCAGCUUUAUCAAACUACUUAAGAAAAACACCAGAACCAGAAAUCCCUCAAGAUCCAGGUACUCAGGACCUGGAGAACAAACAGUGGUAUGCUUCAAAAGAAACGGCAGAUUCAAUGAGGAAGAAAGCAAACCUGUUCAGUGACUUUGCAGAGGCCAACCAGGAGAAUAAGAAUGUUGGGUUCUUGACCAUGUUAUGGUUAUGGUUAAUGUACCUCUUAGCUCUACCAAACUACUUAAGAAAAACACCAGAACCAGAAAUCCCUCAAGAUCCAGGUACUCAGGACCUGGAGAACAAACAGUGGUAUGCUUCAAGAGAAAUGGCAGAUUCAAUGAGGAAGAAAGCAAAGAUCUUCAGUGACUUUGCAGAGGCCAACCAGGAGAACAAGAACGUUAAGUUCUGGACUACUGGAAUUAAAAAUGAGACACAGAAAGGUUCCAGCAUCUACCUUUACAAAGAUGGCUUUCCUGUCACUGAGGACUUUGAGCCUCCUUCAAAGCCUGAAUCAGUGACAGUAAGUGACAUCAACCACAACAGUGUGACUCUGAAGAUUGAUCCCCCAAAGUUUGGAUCAAAGAACAUCACCUCCUACUCUGUUGAGCGCUGUGUCAGUGGAGAGGAAGGAUGGAAACAACAGACCGCAUCCAAAGCUGGAGAAGUGAUGGUGGGUGAUCUGAGUCCAAACACAGAGUACAUGUUCAGGUGCAGAGCAGUGACCUCAGUUGGUCUUGGACCAGCCAAUCAAGUCAGUGGUCCCAUUAAAACUUUACCUUGCAGCCCUCCAGGAAAACCUGAAGUCGAACCGAACCCAAGUGAAAUAUCAAAGAGCUUGAAGACACGUGUUGAGCUUGAUCAAGAUGUGUGCAGUUUCAACAACACCUCGGAAGUCUGCAAAACAAAAACUCUUAAAGAUGAACUCAAAGUGAAAAGCAAACAGGUCAGUUCUGCGUCACCCUCAGUUUACCAGCUGCCUCUGAGAAAAGAAGUUUUGAACAUUAAAGGAUCCCUGAAGUUCAGUUUUGGUGAAGACAGCAUGAAGCCGAACCGCACAAUAAUGCUUCUGGGAGCGACCGGAUCAGGAAAAUCUACUCUGAUCAAUGGAAUGAUGAACUUCAUCCUUGGAGUGAACUGGACGGACAAUUUCAGAUUCAAACUGAUCGACGAGGAGCAAACAAAAUCACAAGCUGAAAGCCAGACCUCUGAGGUCACUGUGUACAAAAUCAACCACCAGGAAGGCUUUAACAUAGAUUACUCAGUGACCAUCGUUGACACUCCAGGCUUUGGAGAUACAAGAGGCAUAAAGAGGGACAGAGAGAUCGUAGAACAGCUGCGUAAUCUCUUUUCUUCUGACCACGGUGUACGAGAUAUUGAUUCUGUGGGGUUUGUAGCUCAGGCCUCUUUAGCUCGACUCACACCAUCACAGAAAUAUGUGUUUGAGUCAGUGCUCUCAAUCUUUGGCAAAGACAUCGCAGAAAACAUCAGGAUUCUGGUGACAUUCGCAGACGGCCAGUGUCCACCAGUUCUUGAGGCGAUCAAAGCUGCAGAUGUCCCCUGUCCAAAAACAGGAGACGGGAAGCCGGUUCACUUCAAAUUCAAUAAUUCAGCAUUAUUUGCAAACAGCAUGAGUGGAGAUGAUGGAAGUUAUGAUGAGAUGUUUUGGAACAUGGGGACAAAAAGCAUGAUGAGGUUCUUCAACGCUUUGAAUCUCAUUGAAACCAAAAGCUUGACCAUGACGAAGGAGGUCCUCAAAGAAAGACAGCAGCUGGAAGUUUCAGUUGAAGGUCUACAGAUCCGGGUUAAAAAUGGCAUAGCCAAGCUCGAGGAGGUAAAGGAGACAGCUGAGAAACUGAAAGAGCAUGAGGCAGAGAUCAGCAGAAACGAGAAGUUUCAGUUUGAAAUCAAAAUCAAGAAGCCUAUCCAGGUAGAUAUUUCUGGUUCUGGAGUUUAUAUCACCAACUGUCAGCAGUGUCAUUUCACCUGCCAUGAUAACUGUAUCUAUGCAGAAGACAGAGACAAAAUAAAGUGUUCUGCCAUGGGAUCAAACGGAAAGUGUAAGGUGUGUCCAGGGAAAUGUAUCUGGAGUGUACAUUUGAAUCAAAAGUACAAAUGGGAGUAUGAGGAAGUAACAAAAAAACAAACCCAUGCAGAUCUGAAGAAAAAGUACAACAUAGCUAAAGAUGGCAAAUCAGGUGUUGAAGCAGUGAUCAGAAAACUGAGGGCUGAAUAUGAUGCUGUGCAGACUGAGGUGGAGAGAUUGAUGAAUGACUUGACUAAGUGUCUGAACAGACUUAAAGAUAUCGCACUAAGACCAAAUCCUCUCUCCACCCCAGAGUACAUCGACAUGCUCAUUCAGGGAGAGAAAAAUGAGGGAAAACCAGGCUGGAAGAGACGAGUUGAGGCCCUGACAGAUAUGAGGGAAAACGCAGAUUACAUGGCCAGCGUAGAGAGAGGGGAGAUUCUUCUAGAGAGAAACACUGAACCCACAUCACAACCUCAGUCAUUCUGGAACAGAUUCUUUAAAUAA